Sinocyclocheilus rhinocerous is the source of this 5241-nucleotide messenger RNA. It is a transcript of the gene nectin1b, whose product is annotated as nectin cell adhesion molecule 1b. The transcript is spliced from 6 exons. Gene Ontology annotation, cellular component: adherens junction. The record is from RefSeq and is a predicted model, not a curated record. The coding region runs from base 691 to 2196 and encodes 501 amino acids. NCBI's taxonomy places the organism in Eukaryota, Metazoa, Chordata, Actinopteri, Cypriniformes, Cyprinidae. Gene Ontology annotation, biological process: heterophilic cell-cell adhesion; protein localization to cell junction; homophilic cell-cell adhesion.
UCUCUGCUCGCGCUUGUAUCAGCUACACUAGAACAGUUCAGGUUGUGGCAGCAGUGCCCGAAGUGCGCCAAGCCACGGAAUCGUUGCCAUAUUCUGGAGAAUCAGUCCUUUUUCUUGGGGAAAAAAAUUACUUGGAACGGAUUUCACGUCCGUUGAUACAUCUUCAGGACCCAACAAAAAAUAAUCUGAUAAUCCCCAGACUCCCAAAUUGAGGGAACAGACCGGGACCGUUGGGACUUCUAGGACAUAUUCUGGUUACUACUGCGCAAAAAAAGUACAGAGAAUCGUAUUAUACAUACUUGUAUUGUGGAGCAAACGGAUCGGAUGCAUUAAACGCCCCGUUAUUAAGCCUUUGUUUUGAGGGGAUUGAACAGCCGCACUGGAUUCAACGCUUGGGAUGCGGGAUCCCUGAACUUAUCUGCUUCUUAUCCGCCUCGUCGAACGGACUUUUCAUCUGCAGAAUCAGUCGAUGAGCAUCUUAUAUUCGGGCUUUGGAUUUGAUCUAGAUUCCUGGCUGUUCUAAACUCUUCUGCAGACGUUGCACUGAAUGCAGUUUUAUUAACAGUUGACUUUCUGUCGUAUAGUGAAGGGUGGACAGAAGUGGAUUGUGUUGAAGUUGCAUGAAUCACCGGAUCGCUCUUUGCAGAUCGCGAUAUCAGACCGGAUAUUUGGCGUAAGGCGCGAAGCGCGAUGGCGAUGUUGGCGACUUUUUGGAUAGUCCUGCUGGUCGCGUUAAACGCCCCAGCAGGGAACGGGCAGUCGGUGCAGACGGACCCCAGUAAGUCUGGAUUUGUGGGUGAUACAGUCGAGCUGCGAUGUGUAUUCAUCAACGGUAAGCCACCAGUGAAGAUCUCUCAGGUCACCUGGCAGAAGCUGAUAAAUGGCACCAAACAAAAUGUCGCCACCGCAAACCCAGCCUUGGGCGUAUCAGUGCUGCCCCCUUUCAAAGACCGUGUGAGCUUCAAGCACCCCGCUGUGCGCCAGAGGACCCCUUCUUCUCUUGAGGAUACCACCAUUGUGUUCAGCAACCUACGGCUCUCUGAUGAGGCUGCCUACAUCUGCGAGUACACCACCUUCCCAGCAGGCAACAGGGAAAAUAUGGUCAACCUCACUGUCUUUGCACGGCCAGUGACCAAGAUGAACUUGACUUCGCCCACCAUCGUGGCAAGGACACCGAAACGCAAGAUGCCCGUGGCCACUUGCAUGUCGGCUAACGGCAAGCCUCCCAGCGUCAUCAAAUGGGACACCACUCUGAAGGGCGAAGCCACAUUUCAGGAAACGCGCAAUCCGAAUGGCACCGUGACCGUGCGCAGUAACUAUAUCGUAUUGCCCAGCCGCGAGACCCAUCGUCAGAAGCUCACCUGCAUCGUCACCUACCGUGCAGAACGCUUUACAGACAGCGUCAUACUCAACGUUCAGUAUGAGCCAGAGGUAAAAAUCGAGGGAUUCGACGGGAACUGGUACCUGAAUCGUCAAGAUGUAAAGCUGACGUGCAAUGCAGAUGCCAAUCCAGCCGUCACCGUCUACCAGUGGAAACUGUUGAAUGGAUCGCUUCCCAACAAUAUUGAAAUCAAGAACAACACCCUGUUCUUCAAAGGCCCGGUGACCUAUGAGUUCGGAGGGACGUACGUCUGCGACGCCACCAAUAACAUCGGCACACGCUCUGGACUGGUAGAGGUCAACGUGACGGAAUUCCCUAACUCCCCGCCUUUUGAUGGCCGUGAGAUCCCACUGGAGGAGCAUAGUUCCGGUGCUGCCAUCGGCUGCGCGGUCGGUGGGGUGGCCCUCCUGGUGGCCGCCAUCGCACUGCUCGUCUUCUUCCUGCGGCGGCGUCAGCGCACCUUUAAGGGCGACUACAGCACCAAAAAGCAUGUGUUCGGGAACGGAUACAGCAAGGCUGGCGGCGUGCCCGCUCAUCCUCCGAUGCCCAAGAACCUGCAGUACCCCGACGACUCGGACGAUGAAAAGAAGCCGGCACAAAUUAGCGGGCCCGAUGGUUUUGAGGGCGGCGAUCGGGAUUUCGACGGCAACUCUGAGGAUCUGAAGAGACCCUAUUUCACCGUAGACGAAGGAGAAAGUCGCGAUUACGACGAACGGACUCUCGCCUUCCAGUAUGACCCCGAGCCCGAGAUCGUCGACGACAUGGUCUCCCAAACCGACGGCUCUGUUAUUUCAAAGAAAGAGUGGUAUGUGUAGAGUGGCAUGCAAUGUCAAGGGGAAAAAAAAAAGAUCAACGACCUUUUGCCCUCUCUUGCAUCCGACCACACCCAUCCACCUCCAUCACUAGAACCCUCCCUCCAUGUGUUUAUCCCUAUCUGCACAUCCCACCCCUGACCCAGUAAGCUCCGCCCCAUCAGAGCCCAUCGAAAUAAACAGCUGUAGAAAAAUAGCUCGCAGCAUCAACACGUCAACAUCAUUACACAUCCACACGCUUUUAGAUGAACCUGCUACAAAAGCAAUCGGUUUUCUCACAGACUGAUGCCAAUCAACAUCCAGUAAGGCUGGACAGGCAAGUCGCUUGAAAAUAUUACAGUGUAUUAUCCUUUUUGUCUCAUUUUGUUGUUAUUAUAAAUGUAUUAAAUGUAUAAAAAGAGACUGUAACUGUUUUGGAAAGGGGUAUAUUGCUGAUCAUGUUGUGAAAGUCUUACACUGGAUGUAUGAUUAUUUUUUUUAUUGUUUGUUUGUCUUGUUUUUUUUAUCUCAUUAGCAUAUUACCAUUAAUUUUACGUUAAGCAUAGGUUUUGUUUGUUUUUAUAUAGUCUUGUUUUUUUCUUAUAUGGAGUGUUGGUUACCAGAAAAUGUGGAACUAAAUAGUAGAAUAAUUAUUCCCGCCCAUACAUGUGUCAUUACGAGGUCGAAGGUUGCAUUAGCACUAUUGUGUUUAAUGGAAACAUCAUAAUCCUGUGGUUCUUGGUACCAGCGCCGCUCCCAACAUCCCUGAAUCCAGGGGUCUGAAAAUGUGGCAUGGCCUGGUAGCAUACAAUCCAAUGGAACAAAAAAGCAUGUGGGUUCUGACUGCUUUCCAAAAACAGUAUUUAUUUUAAGACCCAGCUACCCUGAGAGCUGAGGAACACAUCUGCAGCGUUAGUCAUAUGCACACUGCAGUCGAGCAUGCAGAACGGGGCCUAGACAGAUAUACUGCGCCCACCUACCCGCCCCUCAUUCUCCAUGCCAGUCUUAGUCAGUCUCCAUCCACAGAUCCACCUCGGAUGUGCCAUCACAUGUAGUGUUAUCAUAGCGAUGCUUUCCAAAAUCCAUUUCCUCUGAAACUCUUAAGACACAAAAGGAUAAUCCUGUAUAAUGUGGUGUUGUUAUAAAGACAGGGUGUUUGUUAUUUAGAGUUGGUGAUGUGGAGUGGUCAAAAUGUUUUCAAGAUCUUGUAAAUAUGAACAGGUUCAAUGGUAAUGCUUAGUUCCACAGGAGAUUACGACACAGGCGUGUAGCGCUUGUGUCAACCACCAUUUAGAGACUUUUGAUGGAAGUAGUUUUUCCAAAAGUAGGUAGCGGUAAAAGCACAGAAAUAAAAUUACGGAAAAGUCUCGAGCCAAAGUGAAAUCGGAGGUAAACAUGACAGCAACUAGGCAUCACAGACAGGCUUGUUAUUUACUGCUGGAUCUCUGAAACCACAGGAUCUGCGGCAAAGGAAAGCCUGGAUUUCUUUCCAAAUCCUCCCUGAUCCUCUAUAAGGAGCAGUUCUGUUGGCUACAAAUUAGUAUGUAUUUAAAUAAAUAAAACAGAUAUUCAUCAAAGUCCUGACAUACCUGUUCAACUGCAAAAUGUACAAGCAUUCAAGGCCUUUUUUUAAUGCAUGUGCGUCUUUUUUAAUCGCUCUUCGUUUGGUUCAGCCUUUAUCAGACUUUUUACAUCCGGGUUUGGUGUUUGCAAAAGGGUGGGCAGUUUUCCACUAGAUGAUUUUGCUUCCAGAGACAAAUAACCUCCCUAGCUGUAUCCAUAUCUCUUUCUAGACUCAAAAAAUGCUUUAGUAGAAUUUAUCAUGGCUUGUCCAUGAAAUAUUUAAUUCCCUUGCCUGCCUUAAACAAGGCUCUUUACAAGACAAGAGAUUAGGAUGCUGAACCACUGUAAUCACACAGACAAUCUAGGCGGACUUGAAAACAUGGGAAACUCCAGAUGAAAGCCACUUACUGUAGGUUGCUCAUCCAUGAGCAGGCCCUCGUGGAAUCUGGUGGCAUUUUUGCAUUAGAAAAUCUGCAGAAGGGACUUAAAAAUGAUAACAUGCAUUAAAGCUAGUAAAUGAAGCCAUUAUUAAAAGAACCCACAUAAUAAACAAACUAGAACUUGCAGCAGCAGAUUCCUUGUGGUCUGUCCCAUGAGGAAAGUCGUAAUAUGUCUACACCUAAGCUACAAAUGAAUAAAAACCUUGAUGGUAGACCUCAUGCACAUCUUGAUUUGACCUAAAACAGACCACAUAAUGAAUAACUGUAUAUUUGUUGCUUAGCAAACCUUGUAUUUUAGCUUAGUAAGGUCAAUGUGCAAAGUUAUACAAAUUGCAGUGCCUAUGACGUGUGAGAUGUAAGGUUUUACUUUUUUUUAGAUCUGAAUCCUGUACAUAUUUUUUUUUAAGAGUUAUUGUCUGCCCUCACUGUACAUUUUUUACAACAUUCGCAUGAUAAACAUAUGAAUCUACACAAGUUGGUCAGUGUGAUGGAAAGCUUAUCACCUGGACUUCAAGUAUUAAGAAAGCUGUAUUUUUACCAAGUUUUUUAAACCCUCAUGAAUACAAAUAUUCUCUCUCUGCUUCAUAUGAUGACAAAAUACAAAAGCAACCCAUCGCUGGUCCGUCAGCACUUUGUUAACCAGCUCACAACUGGAAACCUGCUACGCAAUCAUGGCUGUGAUUAAAGAGACUGACAUCACUUUAGCUAAAGCACAAGUUUUUUGUUCCAGAAGUUUAAUUAGUUGUUAAUUUUAUAUGUAAUUUUUUAUUGCUUUCAUUUCUCUUUCUCUUUCAUUCUUUUCAUUGACCCCUAUGCUCCCAGGGUUUUGUUAAUUAAAGGGUUAUUUUUCGUAUGUUUUCUCAAGCCAAGCACAAGUUACCCAUUUACCAAAUGGCUAUUAUGGCUUUAAAUGUCAAAUAAGAGAAUUCAAAUGACUAUAAUUAAUUUUCAUGACCCAUAUCAGCUUAUUUCUUUUCAUACAGUAAUCUGUCUGCUGGAUCAGUUGAUGUUGAUGCUUCUAGCAACAUUAAAUAGCCUGCAUAAGCGCAUGAGCGUACUAAGAAAA